CGCGGUCCGGGAAGGGCACCGAGGGCGCGGCGACGGCUGCCUCCCCUUGCCUGUACCGUUGUAUCGAGUGCAACCGGGAGGCCCGGGAGCUGUACCGGGACUACAGCCACGGCGUACUCAAGAUAACCAUCUGCGUGAGCGCGCCGGGGGCGGGGCGCGGCCAGGGAGACGAACCCUAACGCUUGGUGGUUGAGGGCGAGGCGCGUAUGAUGGUGGGAAAGAGAAAGCAGGGGGUUCACGAGGACGUUAGCUAGACUUAUGACCCCCGGGAGUGCUAACGCAUUUCUGUGACUCCAGCAUUCCACUCGCAUGCCUGGCAGGAGGUAGAUCGCGAACUCGACGCCAGCCUGGGUUACCCUGAGAGACCCUGUCUCAAACGAAUGAAUGAGUGAUGGAGAGAGGUGUGAUUCCCUAGGGAAGUAGGCCCUGUAGCGGGAAGCGUGUCAUUCUCAUGUUGAGCCUGAGGAGGUGGAAUCAGUGUUUCAGGGCUGGUGCUCUAGAGAUGUCUCCUGUGUCUUCUCAGGGUACUUGUCAAUGAACUAGUAAAUGCACUGAAUGGAACAAUUUAACCAAGACAGAAAGCAUUCCCUACCGCCAGGGAUGUUGCUUAGUUGGUAGGGUGCUUGCUUGGCCCAAGUGCGUGAAAUCUUAGAUUCCAGCUCCACUACAUGAACCCGUGAGGCAUGGGGGUGCACACCUGUUAUCCCCGCAUUUGGGAGGUGGAGACAGAAGGACCUGAAGUUCAAAGCUGUUUGCGAGUGUGUGUGUGUGUUGAUAGCUAAACCCAAGGUCCCUGCCAGAACAGCACAACAAGUGUUCCUAACCACUGGGCCAUUUCUCCUGUCCCCUACACAAUGAUUUUGAGGACAGUCUGGCUUAGAGACCCUACAUCAAAUUUUUCUGUUUUUUACUAAAAGUAGUAAACUUCCAGAUAGUUGUUCUGCUCUGUGUGUGUGUGGUGUUUCCUUCUGUUCAAACCGAAGGCAAGAGGAAAGAGUAGAGGGGGCACUGAGGAGAUGGCAAGCAGUCCCAGUGAUCGAGGUCAGCUGACUGAAGCGAGGUUCCUAUCUGUGGGGUGCUGUGGAAGGAGGCUGGCAGCACACAGCAUAUCACCUGGUACUAGAAGUAACCUCUUUGGUUUCAGGUCACCAGCAUCCUUCAGAUGGCAUGGUGGCUUGCUUUCUUCCCCUUCUAACCCUGAGGGGAGAGAAUAGUGAGGCCAGGUAAUUCUUGGGGCCCAUGAAGCUCUGAGUCGGAGAGAGCGCUCUUGUGAUUUCCUAACAUCACUGCAUGGGCAUGAGCCUAACACAGGAUACCGAAGGAAUAGGAGCUGUGUGUCCUGAUGCCGGCUUUCCCUCCUACUUCCAAAAAUUAUCUGACUCCUAAUCUAAGUUUGGGGUGCUUUCUGAAAGUGGGAUUCAGAAAGGCACGUACCACCUUAACAGUUUUUUUUAAACAAUAAUGUUGCAUCUCUGGGCUUGAGCCUCAUGUGAGGAGAGGAGACAGGCAAAGGAAGGGGGAUCUGGGAAAGAGCUUUUGUCCUGAGUUUGUGGUUAAUCUUUAACUCAUUCUUUGCUCAGGUAAUCUGAAAAAAUAUGAACCUCUGUGCCUCCAUUUUGACAGAUAGAUUCACAUUUGAGGGAGUAGCACACCUACUGUUUGACCCGGUACCUGGGAAAACAUGUUAUUUCCUACAAUGGCGUGAGUUAAGUGGAGAAUCUAUUUUAUUGUGUUGAAGUACAGGGUGACAGCCCUCCAAUGCACUUGGCUUUCCUUCUAGGUUUUGAUGUAACUAAAAGGUGAUCCUGGUAUAUUUGUGUGCCUGUUAUUAUUAUUUCAGCUUCUCUCUUAUCCUGUCAGCCUUUCAGAAUGUUCUCUUUGGAAGCUGAGGGAGUCCUGAUUUGUGUGACAUAGACCCAGGCUGUACAACCCGAGUUCAUGCACAGCACAGCACUCUCCACUGUCUCUGUGGUAGGAGAGAAAGUGUGUGUGAGUGUGUGUGUGUGUUUCCCAGGUUCUUGAUCUCAUUGGAGAAAAUUCCAGGCUUUGGGUCACAGACAUUGUACCCUGAUCUUGAUCCAUCUGUGGCUCAGAAGCUAGAGAUAGGAACUUUGUUGAACACCUUCCUCCAAAUCCUGAGCCACGGUCUGUACCACAGCCUGUCAGCCAGUGUGUUAGUAAUUUGCUUUUUACAAAAUCAUACAAACCAAAAGUGGAAUUGAAAGAAUCUUCUGAAAUACUUUGUGCCUGCCAUGGUUUUUUAAAUCAAAUUCUUUUCUGAGCCGGGCGGUGGUGGCGCACGCCUUUAAUCCCAGCACUUGGGAGGCAGAGGCAGGCAGAUCUCUGUGAGUUCGAGACCAGCCUGGUCUACAAGAGCUAGUUCCAGGACAGGCUCCAAAGCCACAGAGAAACCCUGUCUCGAAAAACCAAAAAAACAACAACAACAACAAAAUUCUUUUCUGAUGUUAUUUUCUGUUUUGUUUUGUUCUUGAGGCAGGAUCUCCCUAGUCAGUGCAUGCUGACCUCAGACUCCUCCUGCCUCUGUGUCCUUAAUGCUGGGGUUAAGCUAUGUGUUACCACACCUGGCUUUCCUUUUGGAUUCUUGAAUAUAAAUUUAAAAUAUUACUAUUUUAGCUAAAAGCUAGUAUUUUGUCAUCAUGAAGCCACUUCUUACAUGGGUGAGCAUUUUUAAACUGAGGAUUUUAAAUAGAUGCUUAUACAUCUUGUCAUUGGGAAAGUUGGAAAUAGACUUUAAGUCCUUUAAAAUUUCAGAAUGUAUUAAUUUAUUUGCUCUGAUAUUACUUUGUUUUUUUUUUUUUUUUCAGAAAUCUUGCCAGAAGCCAGUAGACAAAUACAUUGAGUAUGAUCCUGUUAUUAUCUUGAUUAAUGCCAUUUUGUGCAAAGCUCAGGCCUAUAGGCAUAUUCUUUUCAACACUAAAAUAAAUAUCCAUGGGAAACUCUGCAUGUUCUGUCUGCUUUGUGAAGCAUACCUGAGGUGGUGGCAGCUGCAAGACUCAAGCCAGAGCCCAGCCCCCGACGACUUGAUCCGCUACGCCAAGGAGUGGGAUUUCUACAGGAUGUUUGUGAUUGCUUCUUUCGAACAAGCUGCCUUUUUUGCUGGCAUUUUUGCUUUCCUGUGGGUAGAGCAACCCACGACAGCAAAGAAGAAGUCCAACCUGGUCCUGCUCCUGAAAGCACUGCUGCUGUCCAGCUAUGGGAAGCUCCUGCUUAUCCCGGCCGUCAUCUGGGAGCACGAUUACACACCCUUGUGCCUUAAGCUCAUCAAAGUGUUUAUCCUGACAUCGAAUUUCCAGGCCAUCAGAGUGACUCUGAACACCAGCCGCAGGCUGUCCCUGCUGGCCGUGCUGAGUGGCUUGUUGCUGGAGAGCGCCAUGGUCUGCUUCUUCCAGAGGAUGGAGUGGGAUGUGGGCAGCGACUGUGCAGUCUACAAGCCUCAGGACUUCUGAAGCUUUACUCUUCACUCUGUGGCGGGACAGCUACCUCAAAGGAGAAGGCACGAGAGAAACAAGGUCGCCACUUUCUGUGAGUGGAGUGAAGUCAAGACUGGGGAUUUUUGAACAAACCCAGACACCCCCAGGAAGAUCUGAGCCAUCUAGACUCCAGGCUAAGAGCCCUGCAGUGACACACGGGCAGGCCCCGUGGUUUCCAGUAAGGAAAGGUCGCAGCUCGAUUCCUUUGACAUGUUUGUGUCCUUAAAUCUAAGUAUUACAUUGCUGUCUUAAAAAUCGUAUUUUGUGUUUUUCUGACGGAAGCACUUUUCU
Messenger RNA from Chionomys nivalis (European snow vole), 3782 nucleotides. RefSeq names its product ARV1 homolog, fatty acid homeostasis modulator (gene Arv1). Gene Ontology annotation, cellular component: Golgi apparatus; cortical endoplasmic reticulum. Gene Ontology annotation, biological process: intracellular sterol transport; regulation of plasma membrane sterol distribution; sphingolipid metabolic process. NCBI's taxonomy places the organism in Eukaryota, Metazoa, Chordata, Mammalia, Rodentia, Cricetidae. The coding region runs from base 2658 to 3467 and encodes 269 amino acids. The record is from RefSeq and is a predicted model, not a curated record. The transcript is spliced from 5 exons.